GUGCUUUACUGCCAUUUCAGAGACGGUAUGGAACCCGUUGUUCUCGUUGUGGCAGACACAUCCAUUCUACUGACUGGGUCCGAAGGGCUAAAGGAAAUGUUUAUCACUUGGCAUGCUUUGCCUGUUUCUCCUGCAAAAGGCAGCUUUCCACAGGGGAAGAAUUUGCUUUGGUUGAAGAGAAAGUCCUCUGUCGUGUACACUAUGAUUGCAUGUUGGAUAAUCUGAAAAGAGAAGUAGAAAAUGGAAAUGGUAUUAGUGUAGAAGGUGCUUUGUUAACAGAACAAGAUGUUAAUCAUCCAAAACCAGCAAAAAGAGCUCGGACCAGUUUCACAGCAGAUCAGCUGCAGGUAAUGCAAGCACAGUUUGCUCAGGACAACAAUCCAGAUGCACAAACACUCCAAAAACUGGCAGAAAGAACAGGCUUGAGCAGGCGUGUGAUACAGGUGUGGUUUCAAAACUGCAGAGCACGCCACAAGAAACAUGUGAGCCCCAAUCAUUCAUCCAGUACACCUGUUACAACAGUCCAGCCUUCUAGGCUUUCUCCACCAAUGUUAGAAGAAAUGGCAUAUUCAGCAUAUGUACCCCAGGAUGGGACAAUGUUAACUGCCCUACAUAGUUAUAUGGAUGCUCAUUCACCUUCUGCUCUUGGACUCCAGCCUUUGCUACCCCAUUCAAUGACACAACUACCAAUAAGCCACAGCUAAUUCAUUUAUUUCAGGGACAUCAGACUAAGGAGGUACUCUUGAGUCGCCUAUUGUGUUCUCAUUGAAAAUCAGUUAACCUUUAAAAAUAGCAUCCAAAGCAUUUGAAGACAAUUUUGUUUUCCAGGUAUGUAAGUAUAGUUGGCCUGCAAGACACUUUUAUGGCUUCUCCAUAAAUAUGUUUACAAGACUUACUAAAAAGAAACACAUUUUUUUUGUAUUGUCUGGAAGUAGUCCAUUAUAGUUUUGUGUUUGUUAAUUUAUUUAUCAUCAAAAGAGCACUUUGCCUAAAAGACAGGACUGACAAGUGUACAAAAUGUUUACAAUUCUUUGUGAAAUUGUAGUUCAUCAUUAGUUUGUAUCUGUAAGUUAUUGCUAUUAAAGUAUUAUCUGUAUUUGAGUUACAUGCAGCCUAUACUUUGAAGCUUUUGUCUGUGAGCUGGCAAAAACUUCAGUUGCCAGUGUUCUUCAAAUGACCUAAAUAAAACUUUCUGUUGUAGCAUGCCAA
Molecule: messenger RNA, 1209 nt
Organism: Euleptes europaea (tarantolino)
Lineage: Eukaryota; Metazoa; Chordata; Lepidosauria; Squamata; Sphaerodactylidae
Gene: LHX8
Product: LIM homeobox 8
Exons: 6
Coding region: 210-704 (164 amino acids)
Biological process (GO): neuron differentiation; forebrain neuron development; regulation of transcription by RNA polymerase II
Cellular component (GO): nucleus
Molecular function (GO): RNA polymerase II transcription regulatory region sequence-specific DNA binding; DNA-binding transcription factor activity, RNA polymerase II-specific
Source: RefSeq, a predicted model, not a curated record